ACUUACCACUUGUUGUUGCUUGCUCUCUCUGCUGUGAAUGUCGUGCGGUGGUUUGUGCCCUGAACCACUAGCGGUUUACAGUAGAAUUUUUAAAAAAACUUUUACCUCAAAAUCAUAUCAGGACAGUGUGAGUUCCACGGGGAGUUAAUUAUUUGGACAGUUGUGCGGAUACAUUCUAAGGACUGAAUUGACUUAAUCAAUCUGAAUAUCCAGUUUGUCGCCAGCUGAUCGUAUGAGCCGCUGACCCAGUUCGAGAGAGCCAAGCACACCAGUCUUAAUAAAAUAUUCUGGGUCAGUGUGAACUUGUGAUAUAUCAUGGAUCAUUUAGCUGAAGAUUAUAUAAAUGAUUUUGACUUGGAACAUUUAGAAUUCCCUGUUAGUGUUAAACGAGAGGCGGAAAAAGAGAAGCGCUGUUGUAGUAUCAAAGAAGAACCAGACUUGACAGAUUGCAGUGUGCCUCCCUCCCCUCAUAUGACUGACAGCGGAGUUUCCAGCCCCGCGGAUUUAAUGGAACAGAAAUCACUUCUCGAAGAUCUCCAAUGGCUUCAGUGGAGCUCUGGGUUGCAGCUAGAUUCCUUAUGUGCAGCGGAAAGUUUGGGACUACCGGCUGACACCUCAAUCGAGCAAAUUGAAGAAUACCUCAAAUCACCGCCUGUUAAAGACCUGCCGGCUGCUAAACCUAAGGAGGCUCAAAAUGGCGUCGAUAAACGGCAAAACGAGGAUAAAAAACCUAAAAAGGCAGAAUCCACGAGUCGUUCAACUAUGAAAUCUGAACGCAAGAAGCAAGUUACCAUUACUAGUUUACCAGUGGAAAGAGAAAAAUCAAGUACUCCGUUGGAUGACGACGAAUUGGUGCUAUUACCAGUGCGCGAAUUAAAUCGCCGUCUGCAAGGACUUUCCAAGGAAGAAACAUUACGUCUUAAACAGAAAAGACGCACGUUAAAAAACCGAGGUUAUGCCCAAAAUUGUCGCUCAAAGAGAAUGCAGCAAAGAUUUUCACUAGAACACACGAAUAGUUCUCUGCAUAAUCAAAUAUCACAAUUACAGAGGCAAGUGAAUGUAUUAACUCGAGAACGUGAUGUGUACAAGCGGCGAUAUGAAUCUCUCAGGGCCAGCAGUACUACUGGCAGUAGACAUUCAGUAACCGGGUCGGCUGGGAUGAGCGAUGGCUCAGUUUCUAGUUACCCGAGUUCUCCCGAUGACGACAGCGUCUUUGACUUUUAAAAAAACAUCUACAUGUACUAAUGAACUAGACACGUGUCCAGGUUUUGCAUUAUAUCACAAAACAGUUUCUUUUGAAAAAUGAAACUCUUCCGAAGUCUCUAUAAAUUCUGUGUUAUUCUUCUAUUGAUUCCAUUUAAUGGAUAAAUAUGUUAUAAUAUAAACUUUGUGUUCAUGUGUUACAAACCUGUCUGUGUUAUUUUCUGUUCGGAUAUUCACUGGUUUUUAUAUAAGGUUCAUACAGUGUACCCAUAGUGUAAUAUUCAAUGGUUAAUUGUUUUUGAAUUGUGGACUAUUAUCUCAACUAAUUGUUUUGGUUAUAAAUAUAUUUAAAAGUUGUUAUGGAAGUUGUGUAUAUGUUAUCAAUAUUGUCAUAUUCAUCUUUUAGACAACUGUUUUCCUUUUGAAUGGUAUAAAGUGAAAAUGUGUUCAUUAUAUCACAAAAUUGUAUAUAGGUUUUUAGCAAAAAUGUUUAAAAAAAUUUUAAGAUAAUUUUUAAAAAGUCAUUAAAAAGUGCUGUUUAUUUUGUGUAUAAAUCUGUAAAGUCUAAAUUUUAUAAACCGUUAUUUUUACUGUAAUUAUAUGUAAAGUUAAACCAGACUUAAUUAAGAAUCCUUAAUUGUAUGUUAACUAUCUUGUCUUCUUGUUAGAUUAUAUUCAUUUGUUAAAGUUUUCCUUUCCUCCUAGAAAAAAAUUAUUUUAUUAGCAUGAAAUGGUCAAUGUACUACAGCUAACAUAUACAAAAACAGAAAAUAGAAAUAUAUUUUAAUACAUAUGUAAAGUUGUUUCCAAGUUGUUAUGGACUUGAGUUUUUGAUUAAGUUACAUGUAGUUUUCAUGACAAUUAGUGUAAAGUUAGCUAUAUAUAUUAUUGAAUAGGGCAUUCACAGUACUUCAGUAUGAACUAGCAUUCUGGGCAUAAACACUCACAUAGAAAUGUCCUACUUAGAACUUACUGUAGACUGCUACAUGUAUAAUGCUUAGAGCACGGCCUAAAUAUCAGCCAAGUCUCCACUAGUUGCCUAAUGACUUCACCAUUCAUUUCGUGAUGUACUAUGUGCCUCUCUCUCUCUCUCUCUCUCUCUUUGCAACUUAACUUUGUAGACCUUUAGUUAACCAUAUGGAGCCAAUUUGUAUUUUAAAUUCCAUCACCAAUGAAACCCUAUAAUUCCCAAUCUGAUUAAAAUACAGAUCUAUAUUUCGUUUCGUUUUUUUAUACUUUUGAUGGCCUACACUACAAGACAAGUAAAACGAAAUUUUGAACUAUAAAAACGAAACGAAAUAGGAUCUGUGUUUUAACCAGAUUGUAUAAUUCCUAAAUCAAUCACAGAUCAUUUAAUAGGAAAUAUUAAGAAUACUGUUCAAUUAAGGCAGUUUAAGUACAUCUGAUAUUUAACUAAUAUCGUUAACAUUUGAAAGUUUUACACCCAUGAACUGAGUUACAGCUGUUAGUAUUUUACCAAUCACUGUUUAUAGAAAUCUUUAAAGAUUGACCUCUGCUAACCUUCAGGAAUAAAAGUUUUUAAUCCCAUUGUUAAUUAAUACAACAUCAUCAGAAAUAAUCAGAAGUCCUGCCCAUUUUAAUAUCUUUAAGUUCUCUCUUUCAGCAAGUUGUUAAAAGUUAUUUAUACUCCCGAGUAAAUAAAGUGCCAUUUAAUAUAUUCUGUAUGAGAUAAUGGGAUAUUAUAUAGUGCCAUGUAUAUAUUAACAUUUAUUUCACAUUUUCUAAACAAAUAAUUUUAAUGCCAAUUGGUCUAACAUUGAAUAUUGAACAAUAUAUGAUUUAUAAAGAUAGAAUGUAAUAAUUAUGAGGAGAUAUCAAAUAUUUGUGUAUUCUUAAUACUACUAAUUGAAAUAUGAAUAUAAUUAAUGAUGUAUUUUUUUAAUGACAUAUUUAAAGGAGAAACUGCUAUAUGUACUGCUUGCUACAGGGAAAUCACUGAGGGCAGAUGAUCCAAUGUAUAGUAUAUUAGCAUGUUUUUACCUUCACCAUUCUGUGAUAUAAAGAUUUGAAACAGACCGUGUUUAGAAGUCCCCACCCGGAAUGAGACUACUGUAUUUCUUUGCAGUCAGUUUCUUCCCAUGUAGUUACAUUACAAACCGAUUUUGUAAGUCAUUUUUGUUAAAUGAUCAUAUGCUUAUGUAUAUGAUCAACGGAUGGAUUUUGGAUAUUACCCAAACUUGUCAGUCCAGCAACACGAUUGACUGUUUUUAGUUGAUGCUUUUUGUAAGACAGCUACCCAAAGACAUGAAAAGAGCUUGAAUUCCAAAAGUUCAUAGUAAAACAACAACUUAUCCUGAAAGUAUAUUUUAAAAACAAAAUGUACUUUCAAAAAGCUUUAUAUGAUAUAUAUUGUUUUUAUAUUUUAAAAAAUCUCCAGAUUUAUCAUUUACUUAAAUGUAGAUGGUACUUGGGAACCAAAAAAAUAGAAAAAUUAUAAUAAAAAAAAAAAAAGAAAAAAAAAAAAAGCUUGGACGAGCAAAACCAUAGUCACGCCUGCUGGGUCCAAGCUCCCAAACUUGCCAGUCGGUGGUACAUCUGAUACCUCAGAUGAUCCGAAUGUGCACACGCAGCCUGGCAGCUAAGUUAAAUGGCUGCAAGUGCAGUGAUGUCUAUUGAAGGAGAGCCCCCGUCCAUUCUGUCUGGACGACCCAGUUGUAUUUUACAAGUCUUUUAUAAGUAAAGCAGAUCGAUAAUUUUAUAUACUAUUGUUUUUGUGUGGCACUUUUUAACUAUAUUAAAUUCAUUUAGUGCAGAUGUUUUAACCCUGAAACUACUAUUAGACUAUUGUUAAUUUAAAAUUCAUAGAAAAAACUACAUGUAGUUUCUUCCAAAUUACUGUAUCUAAAUCAGAUUCUUAUUAUAAUUAUGUUUUUAACAGUCACAUUUUUAACUAGAAUCAAAUAUAUACGAACAUAACCACUAUUAUAUAUAUUAUUGUACAUUGUGCCCAUAUAUUAUCUGUAUUUAAAAUACAGAUGUGACGUCAUCCUUUGAUGUUGAUGUAUCCUUAUUUCAAAUAAUGGUACAGGCAAUGUGCCAAGGGUACAUUAUUUAUACUAGUUAAAAUUUUGGACCCAUGUGACGUAUUUCAUUGCAAAGCACGUGCGAGUGUCUGUAUUUUAAGUUGUUUAAUGGUCUAGAGCUUAAGACAUUGCGUAAUAUAUUGAAACAACAACUUGUGACUAUGUCACUCGUGUUGUUUCACUAUAUUAUUUAAUUUUUAGCUUUCGACCAUUAAACCACCCAUAAUUAUGUACUAAUAGCAGUAUUAUAUCUAUAGAUUCUUACAUACAAUUACUAGAAUUUCAUUAUGAUAUCCUGACUAAAUUUAUGAAUAAAGAAAAGUACAAUUAUAAUAAUGAUAAAAUAUAUGACAUAGAUAGAUAAUGGCAAACCAUUACUAUAUAUAUUAUAUAUAUGACUGGCACAAUGUACAAUUCUAGGACUUUUGAGUUAUUCUGUGCACUACACUAUUGUUUAUUACUGUACAUAUGUAUAUACUAAAAUUGUUAUGGGCAGAUCUACAUGUCCUUUAUAUUAUGUGUUGUUUAUAAAUAUGAAAACAGUUGGCUGUGAGCUCAAGUGCUUAUUGAGUCUUAGAAUUCUAGAAUACGUUGAUAACAUAAAUUUUGUAUUUUAAAAAUACUUUCUGCUUUACUUACACCUGACUUUGUAUUGGACACCAUUAAAAUUAUUGAAAAUGCA
Messenger RNA from Patella vulgata (common limpet), 4929 nucleotides. Its product is annotated as transcription factor MafB. Gene Ontology annotation, biological process: regulation of transcription by RNA polymerase II. The coding region runs from base 316 to 1224 and encodes 302 amino acids. Gene Ontology annotation, molecular function: RNA polymerase II cis-regulatory region sequence-specific DNA binding; DNA-binding transcription factor activity, RNA polymerase II-specific. Gene Ontology annotation, cellular component: nucleus. The transcript has a single exon. Lineage: Eukaryota; Metazoa; Mollusca; Gastropoda; Patellidae. The record is from RefSeq and is a predicted model, not a curated record.